Messenger RNA from Bacidia gigantensis, 1107 nucleotides. RefSeq lists its product as uncharacterized. Gene Ontology annotation, biological process: positive regulation of transcription by RNA polymerase II. Gene Ontology annotation, molecular function: DNA-binding transcription factor activity, RNA polymerase II-specific. The coding region runs from base 1 to 1107 and encodes 368 amino acids. The transcript has 3 exons. Lineage: Eukaryota; Fungi; Ascomycota; Lecanoromycetes; Lecanorales; Ramalinaceae. The record is from RefSeq and is a predicted model, not a curated record.
AUGGCAGAGUUGGCGCAGUCAGCAAUGGCUUUCCAUCAGCUUGACUUCCAACAAGCCCCACAACCCACCAUCUCACUACAGGAGACUUCCCUCCGAGAUCAGAUGAUGACUCCCUCGAGAUCAGCUUCACCUCAGAUAAAAGAAGAAAAUUCCCAAGACGAAAAACGGUCCUCCAAGAAGCGAAAAUCCUGGGGCCAAGAAUUACCCACACCCAAGACAAACCUACCUCCUCGGAAACGAGCGAAGACAGAGGAUGAAAAAGAGCAGAGGCGGAUAGAGCGUGUCCUCCGCAACAGAGCGGCCGCCCAAUCUAGCCGAGAAAGGAAGCGGCAGGAGGUGGAGAAACUCGAGGGCGAGAAAUCGACCAUCGAAGAGCAGAACCAAAACCUCAAAGACCGGCUCAUGGCAGUCGAGCAUGAAAAAUUUCUCCUCUCCCAAAAGCUUGCCAAGAUGGCCGCCCAAAUCAAAAGCCUCAAAGACGGCACGACUCCGCCACCAUCCGAGCCGGCCUCGCCAGCUCCAGAAAUACAAUCCUUCGAUCAAAUGAAAAUCAAAAAGGAGAUCGACGACUAUCAAUAUUCUGCCCUGACACCACAGACUUUCUCCUCACCCGCCUCAAUGACCUACUCCCCAUCGGAGUCGCCCUCACAGUCAAGUCUUAGCUUCGACGAUGAGUCCUUGGCCACUUCUCCAGACAUGACACAACAUCCUGCCGCGAUGUUUACGCCAGGACCCAUCCACUCGAGCUAUAACAACGGAGGCGUCACAAGCAACAAUUGCGACCCGAUCAUCUUCGGCGAGUCAAACGCUCAACUCGAUGACCUUAAUUUCGACAGCCUAUUCUCAAAUGAUGAUUCCUACCUCCAGGAGGAUCAAAGCCAAGCAAAGGAUGCCUUCACCGUUCCCCACCUCUCUAUCAGCGGAAAUGAUUUCGCCACCGAUUUCACCUUUGAUUCGCUCGUUGACUUCGAACCAGACCAUGUCGACCAACACAACGGCGACGACUUCCAGCUUGGAAGCUACGAUCUCUCAGGUUACCCCGACGGCUCGGCUCAGAAUGUUGCCGAAGUCUCUGCAACGCAGCUCUCCAUUGGCGCGUCCACUUAA